AUGGCGGGUGUCCCCGGAAAGUCAAAGGGCUGUCAUGUCUGUCGGAAAAGGGAGAUUAAGGUUCUUCAAGCAACCGCCGUCGCAACCCCUUCCGUCCUUGUUCGAAUCUCUUAUCUGUCCUUGUCCGUCUUCCACUCCGAUGGUGGUAAGUGGAAUACUCUUACGGGCGACAUUGGCCCCUUUGUGGUAAUAUUUAUUGUGAUGGAAUAUGUUGUUGGUCUGCUAUAUGUUAGCACGGGUGAUAGACUUCCAGAAACAAGACGAAUCAAGACCGAUCCGGCAGAAUAUGGAGAACUUCGAACACGGGCUUCAAGCCCAUAG
Penicillium argentinense is the source of this 321-nucleotide messenger RNA. RefSeq lists its product as uncharacterized. NCBI's taxonomy places the organism in Eukaryota, Fungi, Ascomycota, Eurotiomycetes, Eurotiales, Aspergillaceae. The transcript has 2 exons. The coding region runs from base 1 to 321 and encodes 106 amino acids. The record is from RefSeq and is a predicted model, not a curated record.